UCCAAGCAGCAGGGAGCUAACGCGGGGAGCUAACAAGCUCACAGUCGAGGCAAACGAUCAUCACUCCGGCUCAACCAGGAGACCCCCCGCUCCAUGGUGCCGCCGAAUUUCAAUCUGACAAAAAACCCUAGGUCAGCGGAUGAGAACCUCCAUGCGCUAAGCCUUGCGAUGUCCGGAAGGGACGGCGGCGGCGACGAUGACGACUUCCAGAAUCCAAGCCAAUCCAUCCUCAGCCAGAGUUUCAUGCUCUCCUCCCUCAAAAGCAGGCUUUCUCAGCCCUUGAAGCCCUCCAAUGGCUACCGUGCUCGGAAGAGACGGAGGCCCUCUGCUGCAAAUGGAAAGGAGAAUGACAGUAUGCUCAGGAACCGAACUUCGGAUUCGAGGGUUUUGAAAGAAAGAAAGGAAAAAAAUCCAGUGAGCAAACGAAAGGCGGAGCUUUACCACAAGAUUGUUCCAGUUGGUUUAGGGAACAUUGAUUUUACUGUGGGAUGCGUUGAGGAGGAUGGACUUGAGGAUCUGAAAUCGAAUUUAUCAGCAUCAGAUGUACCGAGGUUUGUGGAUGGUUGGCCAUGUGAAGAAGGGCGGUUUGGGAGAGGAAGUCCGUGCUUGGAGUCCGUUGAAUCAACCCUUUUGAAAUCUGCGCCAGUGGCUGUGUGGGAGACAGAAUCUGCUCACGAAUGCAGUGUCUGUAAUGAGGCCGAAGAGGGAGUUGCCUGCCUCGCAUCAACGGAGCUAGGACUAGCUGAAGAUUGGCCAAGGAGAGAGAUGGAAGGUCUGAUUUCAAAUCAUGCAGAAGACCGGAGGAAAAUUUCAUCUGAAGCAAGGCUUUUGGAAUCAAAAGAGAAGUCAGUCUUGUCUGGAUGCAGAGAUGAUCCUUCGGGAAUACAUGGUUCUGAGGAAUUGAAGUUGAGCAAACAAUUUAUUGAUCCAAAGGUACAUGAGAGGGGUCCAAUUGGAGGGAUGCAAUAUGCGAGUCCUCAAAGUUGCCUAGCAGGGAUUGUUCUAUUGGACAAGAAAAAUAGAAAUCAUCAUGCCAUGUCUGUUGAAGCUAAACUUCUUGGCUCAAGUAGAAAGUUAGUUCCUUAUACAGACACUAGGAGUAGUGAAGAAGUGGAUGUCAGUGAUGAACUUGAACCAGGAACCCAGUUAAAUAUGUUGAUGGACCUCUGCUGCGAGAUGGGCGAACAAGGGGAUUCUGUCAGUAGAAUGUCAACAGUUGAAGAAUUUAAUUUAGGCACAGAGUCAGUUCCAAUAGAAAGGAAUUUAUUGCUCCAAUGCCCAUUAUGCCAAACUGAUAUCACAAAAUUGAGUGAAGAGAUGCGACAGAUUCAUACAAAUGAUUGCCUAGAUAAGGAUGGCAUGAAUGAGGUAUCUAUUCCUAUUGGUCAAACAAAACCUAAUGCAUGUAACCAGAUUGUUGAUACUAACCCUGUCAUUGAGUGGCUAAGGGCAUUGGAUUUGUGCCGAUAUGAGGAGGCUUUCGUCAGAGAAGAGAUUGAUUGGGAUACUCUCCAUUGGCUGACAGAAGAGGAUCUUAUCAGUAUUGGUGUUGUUGCUUUGGGGCCUAGAAAAAAAAUUGUCCAUGCUCUUAAUGUUAUUCGUCAAAGAAAUUGUCUUUCUCAAGAUGGAGAAAAUGUCACUUACGCAACACCGAAUGAAAAGAAAAAUUUAGGUUUACUGGGAAACAAGUUGAUCACAGAAUACUUUCAUGGACCAAAGUCAUGUAAAGCAAGAGUUGGCAAUCCUUUUAGAUCAGUUGACAAUGCUGAACAAACUCGAAAGGGUUCAUCUCAGAAGAUGGUUGGUACUAGAAAGAGAGUCAAUCGCGGUAGAGCAAGAGAAACACCUCCUUGGUGUUGCAUAUCAGGAACACCAUUUCGAGUGGAUGCAUUUCGUUACUUAAGAGGAGAUUGUUCUCACUGGUUUUUAACACACUUCCAUAUGGACCAUUAUCAGGGUCUCACAAAGAACUUUUGCCAUGGGAAGGUUUAUUGCUCUAAAAUUACAGCACAACUAGUAAAUAUGAAGAUUGGUGUUCCAUGGGAUAGAAUUGAAAUUUUGCCUUUAAACAAAAAAAUUACCAUUGCUGGUGUGACUUUGACCUGUUUAGAUGCUAACCACUGCCCUGGGUCUAUAAUUAUUCUUUUUGAACCAUCCAAUAAUAAGGCAGUCCUGCACACUGGGGAUUUUAGAUUUUCUUCAGAGAUGGCAGGCUCUACUAUUUUGCAGUCAUCCUAUAUCCACACUCUUAUAUUGGACACGACUUAUUGCAAUCCUCAAUAUGACUUCCCAAAACAAGAGGAAGUGAUUCAGUUUGUUAUUGAUGCCAUCCAAGCUGAAGCUUUCAACCCAAAAACGCUUUUUUUCAUUGGCACCUAUACGAUUGGAAAAGAGAAGUUGUUCAUGGAGGUUGCAAGAACACUCAGAAGGAAAUUAUAUGUUGGGGCUGGAAAGUUACAUUUACUUCAGUGUUUGGGUUUGCCUGAGGAGGACAUGCAGCUGUUCACAGCAAAUGAGAUGGAAAGCAACAUCCAUGUUGUGCCAAUGUGGACCAUAGCAAGCUUUAAACGAAUGAAAUACAUAUCUAACCAGUAUUCGGAUCGCUACAAUCUCAUAAUUGCUUUCUCUCCCACUGGUUGGACAUCUGGAAAGGGGAAGACACCUGGGAGAAAGUGGCAACAGGGUACCAUCAUCAGGUAUGAAGUCCCAUACAGCGAGCAUUGCAGCUUUACAGAGCUAAAAGAAUUUGUUCGAUUUAUAUCCCCUGAGAACAUAAUCCCGAGCGUGAACAAUGACGGCCCUGAAUCUGUCGAUACUAUGUUGGCUCUCCUCUUGUCUGAUUCAUAGUAAGCAAUCAUCUCCCCAGCCUAAACCUCUCCUUGCUUCCUUUCAUUACAUGAUUGGCGGAUCUCCCAAAAGAACAAACAAGCUUUGGUUUUUGUGCAAAUUUGCCAGAAUAGAAUUUAGGGGGUUCGCUUGUCUGAAUAACAAGUUAGUGGUUUCUGAGUAAUAUUUAUAAGUGAACUCUUAUGUGGAGGAAUUUGGGGGAAAUUAUUUUUAA
Phalaenopsis equestris is the source of this 3061-nucleotide messenger RNA. RefSeq lists its product as uncharacterized. Gene Ontology annotation, molecular function: 5'-3' DNA exonuclease activity; protein binding; damaged DNA binding. Lineage: Eukaryota; Viridiplantae; Streptophyta; Magnoliopsida; Asparagales; Orchidaceae. Gene Ontology annotation, biological process: interstrand cross-link repair; protection from non-homologous end joining at telomere; double-strand break repair via nonhomologous end joining. The record is from RefSeq and is a predicted model, not a curated record.